CCAUCAACAAAAUCGGCUCGGACUAAUGUGUGGAGGCUUCCACAACCGUACCAUACAUCCGCCUCGACGCAUCCGUCGCAAAGAUGGCGGAUGAUCGGGGGUUUCGGAGUAUAAACCGGCUCGACCCCACCUCACGUGUCGAUCGGGCCGAAUCAGAGCUUAAUUGAAGUGGUACGGCCGAAGGAUUCACCAGGACAUCCUCUACAUCCAUAACUUUCCAUUCCCGACAACAAUCGACAGAGACAAUCGUCGACCACAUCCACAAUCGGCUAACGCUCUCGAUAGAUCUCAAACGAUGACACUGAAUGAAGCGCAGCUCAAGAAUGGCAUAGUCCCGACGAAGCCUGAUGUGACGGCCGUCAAAGACGAGCAACUUGUCCUUAACACCAUCAGAUGUCUUGCGGCGGACCUCUGUCAGCAGUACAAAGGCGGUCACCCAGGGACAGUCAUGGGAGCAGCGGCGAUCGGCGUGGCACUGUGGAAGCAUGAGAUGAGGUACAACCCCUUGAACCCAGAUUGGUUCAACAGAGAUCGAUUCGUCCUUUCUGCUGGUCAUGCCUGUCUGUUACAGUAUAUUUUUCUCCACUUCUCCGGAUACGAAGCAUGGACCAUGGAACAGAUCAAAAAGUAUCAUUCUCCCGCCACCUCGGGAUCUAUGGCUGCUGGACAUCCGGAGAUCGAGUAUCCUGGUAUCGAAGUGACCACUGGACCGCUUGGUCAGGGUAUAGCCAACGCCGUUGGUCUGGCGAUCGCUUCGAAGCAGCUCGCCGCCACAUACAACAAGCCAGAGAUAAAGAUCAUCGAUAACAAAAUCUGGUGCUUUACUGGAGAUGGCUGCUUGCAAGAAGGUGUCGGGCAGGAAGCCAUCUCCCUUGCCGGACAUUUGGGAUUGGACAAUCUCAUCCUCGUCUAUGACAACAAUAGAGUCACGGUCGACGGCUCCAUCGACAACUGCUUCACAGAGGACACCUCUGCCAAGCUCUCGGCUCAAGGAUGGAACAUCGUAGAAGUGUACGAGGGCUCGAACAACGUCCCAGCAAUCCUCAAAGGAUUCGACGAAGCUCGCAUUCCCAAUGGCAAACCUACGUUGGUCAACAUUCGCACCAUUAUCGGCUACACAUCCCGCAAGGCUAAUACUGGUCCUGCCCAUGGUCAAGCUCUCGGUCCCGAAGAAGUCGAGUACGUCAAACAGAGCCUGGGUUUCGACACCAGCAAGACAUUUCACGUCGAUCAGAAAGUAUAUGACUACUUCAAAGAAUGUCGAGAAAAGGGAGCAAAGGCAGAGACAGAAUGGAACACGCUCUUUGACAGAUACGGCAAGGCGCAUCCCGAAGCUUCCGCAGAGCUCAAAGCUCGUAUGGAAGGGCGUUUCUCAGGGAACGAAGAUUGGACCAGGCUCCUCCCUUCCAAAGAUGCUCUACCAUCAGCCGAGCAACCGACCAGAAAAUCCAGUGGGAUUGCGGUCCAAGCCCUGGCCUCUCGCUUCAAUUCGUUUGUGGCGGGGUCGGCGGACUUGCUCGAAUCGACCUUUGUCAACUUUCCAGGUCAAGUCGAAUUCCAAAAGCCGGAGUCUGGCCUUGGAAAUUACACUGGACGUCAGAUCAGAUAUGGGAUUCGAGAAUUUGCCAUGGUGGCCAUUGGCAACGGAAUGGCAGCGUACCAGAAGGGCAUGUUCCUACCGAUCAUGUCAACGUUCUUCAUGUUCUGGAUCUAUGCUGCGCCAGCUGCCCGGAUGGCAGCGCUUCAAGGCCUGCGAUUCAUCGGAAUAGCUACACAUGACUCUAUAGGCAUUGGCGAGGAUGGACCCACGCACCAACCGAUCGCAUUGGCUGCCUUCUACCGUGCUUUGCCCAAUAUCAAUCUCAUUCGACCAGCCGAUGCAGAAGAAUGUAUGGGGGCUUGGCUGCUUGCCUUGAGCGAAGGCGAGAAAGAUACCCCUAGUAUCUUUACACUCUCACGCCAGCCUGUACCUCUGCUGGACGGAUCGGAUCGGGAUCAAGUCUUCAAAGGAGCUUACAAAGUCUUCGGAGAAGAAGAGAGUGAUCUCACCAUCAUCGCUACUGGAGCGGAAGUCACUCGAGCUAUUGAAGUAGCCAAACUCCUCGGUGAUAGACGCAAGAUCAGGGUUGUGUCUAUGCCCUCUCAACGACACUUUGACCGUCAGUCAACGACUUAUCGCGAAUCGGUACUCCGGUCUUCCAGAUCCCUCGUGUUAGCUAUCGAAGCUUGGGCGUCGUACGGUUGGGCGAGGUACGCUCAUGCCUCUGUAUCCAUGCACACAUUCGGUCACUCGGCCCCUCAGCAGCAACUGUACGACAUGUUCGGCUUCAACCCAAAGGAUAUGGCUGAGCGAAUCGGAGCUUGGGCGGGCAAAUGGGAGAAAGAGGGUCGUUUGCCUGGUCUGGGAGAGUUUGAGGAGCUGUCUUUGGGUCUCAGGCACUAGUGCAUAUUCAUGUAGUAUGAGGAAUGCAGCGUUCAUAUCUUCUG
Molecule: messenger RNA, 2487 nt
Organism: Kockovaella imperatae
Lineage: Eukaryota; Fungi; Basidiomycota; Tremellomycetes; Tremellales; Cuniculitremaceae
Product: transketolase
Exons: 10
Coding region: 296-2443 (715 amino acids)
Biological process (GO): pentose-phosphate shunt
Cellular component (GO): cytosol
Molecular function (GO): transketolase activity
Source: RefSeq, a predicted model, not a curated record